Messenger RNA from Paramuricea clavata, 180 nucleotides. The record is from the annotation of a GenBank genome assembly. NCBI's taxonomy places the organism in Eukaryota, Metazoa, Cnidaria, Anthozoa, Malacalcyonacea, Plexauridae.
GGCUCGGUCACCUCUCCUAUGCUAUUUAAUGUAUACAUCGAUGAUUUAGAGGAUGAAAUCCCUGCAAACCUAACCGUCGAUACCUCGAAGUAUGCCGAUGACUGCACACUCGAUCAAGCAGUUGGAGUCGAGGAAAUAAGCCAUGUCCAUUUAACAGGCUCUAGACAUUAUCCAAAAUUG